AAAGCAAACUGUCCACACCCUUUCUUCUGCCUUACUCACACGCAGUAAACACUUAAUAUGUGCAGAUAAGAGUGAUGCAUUACGAACUUAUAACUGCUUUUAUGAACAUCAUUCUGAAUUAUUCAACUGCCCCUGAAAUGAGCAGGCAUAUGGAUUUAAAAAUGGCACUAGUAUUCAUUUACAUACUUGUGCACUUACACUGGAGCUGCACAGUAGAUCUAUGUGAAGAAGAUCUAGACUGCAGAACCUUAGAUGUGUAUGACAAAUCCAUGACAGCAAUCCCUGAAAAACUAAAAGAUGGAGUCAAAGAAAUAUUUUUUGUACACAGUCAGAUUCCUGUGAUAUCAAAAGGAGUUUUUUCUAAAAACCCUCAAAUAAAGAAAAUCGAAUUUCUUGGUACUUCAACUCACUCUGUAGAGGUUGGAGCCUUUGAGGGGUUGCCUGAUAUCACGACCAUUGAGAUAUCUGGCACAAACGUGACAGCAUUACCUGUGGGUGUUUUUAAGGAUCUCAACAAUCUUCAAAAACUUGUUUUAAAAAGAAACAAAAUACAGAGCCUUGAUAAAGGGUUAUUUGAUGAUUUAAAAAAGCUUCAGGAAUUAUAUCUACAUAUGAAUGAGAUCAGUUUCAUUGAGGACGGGACAUUUGACAAUUUAGAGAGUCUCUUGAUUCUCCAUCUUGCAAAAAACAACCUUAGAUCCGUAUCGACAUCUCUUUUUUCCAAUCUGAAGAGACUGCAAAUUUUGAGGCUUCAUGACAACCAGUUGACUGCUCUACCUGAUGGGAUUUUUGAUAAUCUCCCAGAUUUGCAAGACAUAGCCUUGCAACGCAACCAAAUCUCCUUUAUACAGCCAAAUUUAUUUCCACACAAAAGUCAAUUAAUAAAACUGUAUUUGGACAGAAAUCUUUUAACAGAACUGCAGCAAGAUCUAUUUGUUGGUUUCUCAUCAUUAAAGACUCUAACUCUGGACAACAAUCAAUUCAGCAGUCUUCCCAAUACUCUUUUUGGAGAAAUGCUCAGAAUGACUGAAUUACGUCUAAGCCAUAACAAUCUCACUCACUUACCAACUGCAGUUUUCAGUCCACUUAAGAAUCUAAAGAAGUUAGACCUUUCCUCAAACCAGAUUUCAAUUAUAUCUCUAGACCUUUUUGAAGGUCUUGAGAAAUUGACUGAUCUGAAUCUUCAAGAUAACAAUAUGGAGUCAUUAAAACAAGAGGACUUUAAAAAACUUGAGUCCCUUAAAACGCUCAGACUGGAAAAUAAUAAACUACAAAGCCUCCCUGGUGAUGUUUUUGAUGCUGUUCCAAAGCUCAGUAAACUGUACCUGGACAAGAACCCAUGGAAGUGCGACUGUGACCUGUUGCCAUUCUAUGAAUGGAUGAAGAACAACAAGCUCAAGAUUAAAUCAAAAACUCCAGAAGUUUGCGAGUUUCCAACAAAUCUGCUAAAUCAAUUAAUCCUCUCUUUAACAGAAGAACAAUUAAUAUGCCUCACACCUUCACCAAGUACCAUCCCUCUCCUCACAAGUACUGCUCCCAUGACCACGCUCCACACCACAACUGCUUCAACCACAAAGUUAACCUCGACAACAGCAGCGCCUACAACAACUACUGCUUUCCAGACGACAAGCACACCUACUCCAACAACAACACAGACAACCACCGCAGCACCAGUUCCUCAGGGGCAGGGGCGCUAAUAUUAAAUGUGGCCAAUCUAAAAAAAAAAAAAUUAUAGGUCAAAAGUCAGAAUACAUUACUAUUUAAUAUAAUUUUUUUAUAAAAAGUCACUUAUGGUCAUCAAGCUUGAAUUUAUUUGAUCACAAUUUUAGUAUACUUUAAAAUGCAUCUUAUGCAAUGCGGACAUAUUAUCAACUUGUGACACUUUUUGUUUUUCAGGAUUCUUUGAUAAAUAUAAAGUUUUUAAAAAAGAACAAACUAUUUAAAAUAUAAAACUUUUGGAACAAUAUACACAACCGUUUCAAAAGCUUGAGGUCAGAAUUAAUUUUUUUGAAAGAAAUUUGUUUUUAUUCAGCAAGGAGUUGUUAAAUUGAUAGAAACAGUGAUUGUAAAGACUUAUAUUGUAAGAAAAAAUCUCUAUUUUGAAUAAAAGCUGUUAUUUUCAACUUUUCAUAUAUCAAUGAACCAUAAAAAGUAUAGCGGGUUAAAAAAAAAAUAUAUAUAAAUAAAUAAAGCAGCAAAACUCGUUCCAACGUUCACAAUAAAUCAGCAUAUUAGAAUGAUUUCUGAAGGAUCAUGUGACACUGAAGACUUGAGUAAUGAUGCUGAAAAUUCAGCUUCGAUCAACAAUAAAUUAUUAUACAUGAGUACAAUUUAAGUAUUCUUUUAAAUACAGUUUCUGUAUUUUUUUGUUCAAAUAAAUAAAGGCUUGAUGAGCAUAAGACUUUAAAGCUGCAUAAUUAUCAAAAAUGGUCAUAUAAUACAAUUAUAUAAUAAAAGUAUUUUCACGUUACCAUUUCGCCAGCCUACAUUUAACAUAAUAUGCCUGUAGGUGGCACUUAGGCUUCAUUAACAUUGAUCGUUUCAUGAAAUAGUAAAUGUUGUACUAUACAAAAAUAUAAGUGAACUGAAUACUGAUCCCCAUUAUUGUGCUUUUGUAGUCAUUUAGCAUCCAUUUUUUUCAGCGAUGUAAUUUGAUUUAUAAAAUUAGGCAAACCGCAGAUCCAGAUCGCUCCACAAAUGUAAACUCGUCGGUCCAUGUAAUUUUCAAAAGAUUUAUGAAUAAGAACGGAAAAUGAACACUCCAUUUCUCAUGACAAAAACAGGCAAUGAUGAAUUAUUUAAUAUUCUAAAAUAAUUAAAAUCGACACACUAGAUUUGAUUAUUGAUGAAAAAAAUAUUGUUUAGUUUAUUUUUUUCUUUCCGGCCACCCAUAGACACUGAAAGAAGGUUUCCGAACAGAAUGUUCAAUAUCAGUUGGUAAAGCGAAACCAUAGAUUGUAAUGCACGCAACCUUAGCAAUGCCUUAAAUUGACAGAUACACUGAAAAAAGUUUUUCAAGCAAUACUUCAUCCAAUUAAUAACUUUUUUCGAUUUAAUUGACCAUUAUUAGUUUUAUUUUUCAAGUAAUAGGCUAUUUUUUUUUAGCUCAAAACAUUGAUAAAUAUAAAUAUUUUUCACUACGAGCUCAACUGUUGAAUGUUAUUUUUCACCAUUUACCUUUUAUCGCUCUUUCUUGUCCUCAAGAGACUGUUUGUGAUCGGCAAAAUUUUUUGUUUUUUUAAACAAUGGGACAUUUCUCAUCCAUUGGCUAUUAAGUUUUCUCACACGCCUGCAGUGGACAAAACCACGCUUGAACCCUGCACCAGCGAGAUCCACUGGGAUUAUUUUUGUAUUUUCCAUUUUCUUUUUCCCUCAAUGUUUAUGAGGAGUGUACCUUUUAAGUUAAUUGUUCUCAUAGCAGCCGCGAUUGCAGCGGAGGAGAGACGAUGGUUGCGCUAAUAUGGUUCAGACCCCAAAUAACAACCAUCUUGUUUGGGAAGGAAGAAGAAAUUGAAGAGAUGCUUCAGAAGACUAAGAUGAAGCUGACAAAUCAGACUCCAGGAAGAAUCCUCAGCGUUGAUCAAGUCCACAUCUAACCCAUCUAGAGUGGGAAUCCUGGAAGAAAACUUUGUAUGAACCGACUGAUCUCAGGCCUUUAUUGUCCAUUUUUUCAGACUGAUUUAUGCCCUGCACUUGGACGAAGUGUUUGAAAAGCUUUUUGUAUUUUAUUCAGCACGUAAUAUUCGACCUCGGAAAAGGUGAAUUAGCACCUAAAAUUCCGUGCUGCCAAUACUGUGAACUCAGAGAGGAAUAAAACCAUAUCGUUUUGAUGCCGUUUGUUGCAAGUGAGAUUAACUGUUUUUAUGUUAGUUUGUUAAAUUUGAGCCAAUGAAAAAUAGAUAACUUGCCCUAAACAGUAUUUUCUAUGUCGAAUAUGAAAACUAUAAAAAUACAUUUCUUAAAUGAGAACUUUUGUUUUGAUUAAAUCAAUUUUUUUUGUUUCGAUCCAAAAUAUAACUUCAAUUGAUUGAUUUUCUUCAACAAGAAAAAUAUACUUUGCCAAGGUUUUAUAUAUAUAAUUUUUUUUAAAAGUUAAAAAAUAUAGAUGUGAAUCAUUACCCUAAACCUUUUCAAUUGGAUGAAUGAAACAUUUCAGUGCAGGCUGUAAAAACAGAACAUAACAGGGAUUUACAGACUUCUGAGUGAUUAACUACUGUUCUGUACACAAUGUCAUGUUAAUUAUCAUUUAAAUGCAUUUUGUUUUAUUGACCACAAUAUCAUUGAUAUUUGUCUGAGAGGGGCUCUUUUUAAUAAUUUUGAAAAAGGGCAGGGGCUUGAACCACCAACCCCCCACCCCCACCCCUCUGCACGUGCCUGGCCGGCUAAAUUGCUUUUGGAUAGAGGGGUUUGGUUGCCAUGGAAAACUUCCCAGUCAGGACAAGUCAUAGAGUGGCAGGCACAUUGUGGGAUCCCGGGUAAUAAUUCAGUGAUAAAUGAAUGAUUUAGUGAGGAAAACAGGUGCCACAGUAUCACAAGAGAGUUUAGAAGAGGGAAACAACAAAAAGAGACUGAGGGGAAAAAGUGAGAUAGAGUGACACAGAUGGAGACAAUAAUUUAUUUAUUUUUUUAAAGAGUGCGGGGUCUUCCUCCAGCUUUAGCCCUGGCCGUACAAAAGCUAUAUUCUGAAAGCAGGAUUAAUCCUGACUUGCGCUCUCUAUGGCAGGGGUCUUGAGUGCAAGAUUUUACUGGCUAAAAGCAGGGGAUUGUAGGAGCGUAAAAUGCCAGGCUUUACAUGAUCCGCAGCAUUGUCUACGACAAAUCCCAUUUGCUACUGGGCCUCUGAGGAACAGGGUUAGAAGUCAAAGUGGUGUGGAGGUGCUUUCCAUCCCCUGUGCCUUUACCAGGCCCAGAAAUAAUCAAAGCUCUAGCACUGAACUGCUUGCUAACUUUUGGUAGGAACAUGCACAGAAUUGGGGCUGUUCUUACACUCAGGCAAAGUAUUGGCAACUAAGAGUCAUUAUUCAAAACACUGCAAUGAGGACUGCAUUACAAACAUGCUUGUUUAAGCAACAACAAAUACAAAAUCUGCUGUGCAUGGUAAAAGAAAUCAUAUUUUAUCAAAGUUAGAAUGUGAAUUUAAAGUUUGAAUAUGACUGUAUUAAGUUUUUUUUUUAAGUUUUUUUAUUAUAUAUAUUUUUAAGUAUAUUUAUUAUCACAUUUCUGAUGGCUCUAUGAUUACUCUGAAAAUUGUCAAAAUAUUUUAGAUAGUAAUCUUUACAUAAUGUGUACAUUGUACUAUAUAGCCAUGUAACAAUUAAAAAAAAUACUUAAAUAUUAUGAUAAAAAUACUUUAUUAUAAUAAGUAAUAAUAUUUAUUUUGAUCUUAGUGUAUAUCACAAACACUAUGGAGCAGUAAAUCAUGCUAUUACACAGCUCUUUGAAAUGCUCGAUUCUGAUUGGUCAGUCUCAACAUUCUGAAAUCCGUUAUCCCCCAAUAAUGAAUUAAAGCAUAAAAAGGUAAGAUUUGAAAACCAUUUUAACUCAAUAACUAUUUUAAUCGCAACUUAAUUAUUUAUUUGGUGGAAAGCUUUGUAAUAAGGGGUAUGACUGUACAUUAUCCCAUAAAAUGUUUGUCUUGUUUGAACUUGUUAAUUUGUUUAGGCUCAAAGCCACUUGAAAGGGACGCUUUUUCUCGUGGAGGUUUUGAGUUUUCAGCUAAUAAAAUAUUUCAACUCAA
This is a messenger RNA of Carassius gibelio (silver crucian carp), 5737 nucleotides long. Its product is annotated as leucine-rich repeat-containing protein 15. NCBI's taxonomy places the organism in Eukaryota, Metazoa, Chordata, Actinopteri, Cypriniformes, Cyprinidae. The coding region runs from base 75 to 1697 and encodes 540 amino acids. The record is from RefSeq and is a predicted model, not a curated record. Gene Ontology annotation, molecular function: protein binding. The transcript is spliced from 4 exons.